CUGUCCGACCCAUCGUCACCGCAAACUGCGCCAGCAACAAUGCUAUCACGGCGGUGGCCAACAGCAACCAUCGAAGUCAACGAGGCGUAGUUAAUUGCUUUCUACGAUUUAUUUUCCUUCGCAACAUGUUCAUCCUCCUCAUCGUCGUCAGCAGCCUGCUAGUGUCAACGACAGAUGCGGUCAUCUCCAGUCGUGGGAGUACCAGCAACAGUAAGGCCAGCUCCGUACCAAGUAAUGGACUGGUGCCCCGCUUUAUCUCACGAGGCCAUACAUACCGAGCGGUAGUCGGCGACACGUUGGUGCUACCAUGUGAAGUAGAAAAUUUGGGAACGCUCGUGCUGCUGUGGCGACGAGGCUCGAAUGUGCUUACCGCCUCGCAGCUGAUGGUUACCCGUGAUGAGCGGAUACGGCUUGUCAACGGGUAUAAUCUGGAGAUUUCCGAACUGGAACCGCAGGAUGCCGGUGACUAUGUCUGUCAGAUCAGCGACAAGGUCAACAAGGACCAGGUGCACACGGUGGAAAUUCUCGUUCCGCCGAGCGUCCGAGCCAUCCCACCCACCGGCCAGGUGACGGCACGCAAAGGCGGUGCCGUAACGCUCGAAUGCAAAGCAUCCGGUAAUCCGGUACCAUCCAUCUACUGGACAAAACGCCAGAGUGGAACGGGCAAAUCGGCUGCCAAGAUCGGCGAAGGACCCGUCCUCUCGCUAGAACGUGUCGAACGUCAGCAGGCCGGUGUGUACCAGUGCACCGCGGACAACAGCGUCGGAGAUCCGGUCACCGUGGACAUGCGGCUCGAUGUGUUGUAUCCGCCCGAUAUCAGCGUGGAAAAAUCGUGGAUUCAUUCCGGCGAGGGUUUUGAGGCGCAGCUCGAGUGUAUCGUACACGCUGAUCCCCAACCAACGGUCUCGUGGAAUCAAAACUCAUUUCCGCUGCAGCCAACCGAUCGGCGUACGAUGUCGUCCAGAGGAAACCGCCACACACUCACCAUCCGCCAUGUGCAGCAGGAAGACUUUGGCAACUACAGCUGCGUUGCGGACAACUCACUGGGACGGUCGAAGAAGUACAUGGAAGUAUCCGGUCGGCCAGGGCCCGCCGAUUUCCUGUCGCCACCGUGGAGCCGCUCGACGGACAGUUUUAAUUUGACCUGGAAAGUGGAAAGCUAUCCACCACUCCAGGAGGUUCGACUGCUCUACCGGAAGCUGAUGAUGAAUGAAACUUUCCAGCAGCCAGGUCGAUGGCACGAUGUCAUUCUAACGCCUGCUCCACGACCCCCAUCAGAGCCGUUGACACACGUCAUGGCGUUUACGUUGCGUGGCCUCCAGCACAGCUCCGUGUACGAAGCCAUCGUGCAGGCGAAAAAUCGUUACGGCUGGAACGAGGUAAGCGACAUCUUCCAGUUCUACACGCAACGAAUAUCGUCCGACAUUCACUCGGAGGAGAUGCAGGUGGCCAGCUCGACGUCGCGUUCCGGCUCUACGUCCUUACACCGAAACGCACCGAAAUCAUCGGUCUGGAGGGUGUUGACACUGACGCUACUGCCCAUACUUCCCUGGGUGAUGUCUCCGUUGUGCGCACUGCUACACGGCGGCACGCUUUUCGAUCGCUCGAAGCUCAUCAUCUAA
Molecule: messenger RNA, 1622 nt
Organism: Anopheles moucheti
Lineage: Eukaryota; Metazoa; Arthropoda; Insecta; Diptera; Culicidae
Product: protein amalgam
Exons: 10
Coding region: 126-1622 (498 amino acids)
Biological process (GO): homophilic cell-cell adhesion; synapse organization
Cellular component (GO): neuronal cell body; axon; plasma membrane
Molecular function (GO): protein binding; axon guidance receptor activity
Source: RefSeq, a predicted model, not a curated record